AUGGAAUCUGAUGACAGAUCAUCUCAUCAUAGCUAUGCAGAGCAUCCUGAGUGGCUCUGCACUGAUACAGACGCAUUCGACCUUUUUCAUGAAUACCCUCAUUCAUUUCCAAUAUACAACCCCAAACAUUCAGCCUACUUUGAUGCACUUUGCAACUCCUCAACGUUCCAGCAUGUUGAUGGGGACACCAAUUAUGAACAGCCAUGGUAUGCUGGCUUCGGACAAUCACUCAAGGCAGUCCACCAUGACUACUUUGCACCAUUCCUUAAUGCCACUGUUUUUCAGCUCAUGACAUGGUUUUACAACUUGUCGAUCUCGAAAUCACUGCAAGAUCUCAAUCGUUUAGUCAACGAUGUCAUUUUAGCGGAUGAUUUCUGCCAAGAGGAUUUGCUAGAUUUUAAUGCAUCUAGGGAGGCAUCACGUCUUGAGAAGGCCCAACAUGACCCUGUGUCCUCAAUAUUCUCCUCCGAUGGAUGGCACGAGACCUCAGUGAAGAUCCGACUUCUGUGUGAAAAAGAGAAGUUCUCUUCUGAAGAUUGUGCGCCUGAAUUUGAAGUUAAUGGGCUUUAUUACCGCAAGCCAUUGGAAGUGCUCAAAUCUGCAUACCAGGAGGUUGCAGCGAAGACAUUUCACACAAAGCCAUACAAACUAUUCUGGCAGCCUGACGACGACAAACCUCCAGAGAGGAUCAUUACCGAGCUGUAUACGUCUGACGCCAUGCUUCAAGAGCAUGAGAAACUCAACUCGCAGCCAAAUGAGCCAGGCUGUAACCUGGAAACUGUCAUUGGUGCGAUCAUGCACUGGUCGGACUCUACUCAUCUAGCAAGUUUCGGGAAUGCUUCUCUGUGGCUGAUAUACUUGUUUAUUGGCAAUCAGUCAAAGUAUAUUCACGGCAAGCCAACAUCAUUUGCAGCACAUCAUCUUGCAUAUAUUCCAAAGGUCUGUCCUUACUAUUUGAACUCGAGACACGAACUAAUUAUGUGUAUAGCUAUCAGAUACCAUCCAAGACUUCUACAAGAAGACUUUUGGUCGUAG
This is a messenger RNA of Suillus subalutaceus, 1035 nucleotides long. RefSeq lists its product as uncharacterized. The record is from RefSeq and is a predicted model, not a curated record. NCBI's taxonomy places the organism in Eukaryota, Fungi, Basidiomycota, Agaricomycetes, Boletales, Suillaceae. The coding region runs from base 1 to 1035 and encodes 344 amino acids. The transcript has a single exon.